CUCAUUCGAGCCUUGGGUGAUGGAGUCUGAGUGGUCUGAAUCCGAUUUCGGCUUCGCUUUCAAUAAGAGCAAUUUCUCCGACAGGAUUCUUCGAAUUGAGAUUAUCACCGACCCCAUUGUUGAUGUCCCACCACCUCAUUCAGAUAGUGUCACCACCAUUGAUGACUGGACUCGCUACUGCGAGAGGAGACGCAAAAACGGUGAUGAAGCUGCAAACAGCAAUGAUUCAAACUGGAUCAUGGAUUGCUCUACAGCUACAUAUUAUAGAGUUAAAACACUGCAUAUCAGUUCUCCUAUUCUGGCUGCUAAAAGCCCUUUCUUCUAUAAGCUUUUCUCAAAUGGGAUGAAGGAGUCAGAGCACAGACAUGUCACCCUCAGGAUUAAUGCAUCUGAAGAAGCUGCUUUCAUGGAGCUACUGAAUUUUAUGUACAGGAAUACCUUGAAUAUCACUACACCAGCUGCUUUACUGGACCUGCUUAUGGCUGCUGAUAAAUUUGAAGUCUCUUCAUGCAUGAGACACUGUAGGCGGUUACCCAUGACACUUGACUUUGCAUUAUUUUGCGCGGAGCUUCCUAUGGCUUAUGCAGUCCAACCACUGACUGAUGCUGCAAAGCAGUAUCUUGCUAGCCGAUUCAAGGAUGUAACUAAGUUCGAUGAAGAGUUCAUGGCCUUGCCUCUUCAUGGAAUAGAGGCAAUCUUGGCUAGUGAUGAUCUCAAGGUUCAAUCAGAAGAUGUGCUAUGUGGCUUUGUAAUAAAGUGGGCUAGAAAACAUUACAAUAGAUUAAAAGAAAGGCGAGAAGUUCUGGGUACACAGCUUGCGCGUUUAAUUCGCUUCCCUUGUAUGUCAUUCAUUGGGCUUAAGCAGGUCUUAACCGUUGAUGACGUUGGACAUAAGGAUGUAUCUAAGCUUGUAAUUGAAGCCCUAUCUUUCAAGUCGGGGUUACCGAAAGCUUCAUUGUACUCUCCUUUUGUGGAGAGGGUAUAUACGUAUCACCCUAUCAAGGUGAUAAAACUUGAUAUUCCCCGCCGACAACAUAGUGUGGUGUACUGGGAUCUGAAGCGGGAGGUGUGUGCCACUUUGUUACCAUCUGGUCCCUUGGUGUGGUCUGAGAAAUUCCGUUUCGGUGGACAACGGUAUUUUUUAGUAGCAGAAAGCAACAAGGACACCCAUUGCUUUGAGCUGUUUUUAGGAAUGAGCAAAGGAUCGGUAGGCUCUGCAAAGGUGAACUGUAAAUUUUCUGCAAGGUGUAGGCCAAGAGAGGAGUUUGUUGAUAUGAAGAAAGCCCGUGAUACAUUUACUGGGGGAAAGUUUAUUGGUCAUAGAAACUUGUUUAAUAUGCCAUGGACUUCGUUCAUGGCUGAGGAUUGUAAAUUCUUCAUUAACGGUGUUCUCCACCUCAAAGUUAGCCUUUCCAUAAGAGAUUGAUGAUCCCCUAAAAUUUCAUCCAACUAGUGCUUGUUGCUUAUGUGAUAAAGAAGCUGUGCUCGAAUGAAAUGACACAAGCUUGUUUAGGAAUACAGAAGGAAAUAGGCAGGCUGAGCCGUUGCUUAAUAGUUUUUUUCAACU
This is a messenger RNA of Lotus japonicus, 1567 nucleotides long. RefSeq names its product BTB/POZ domain-containing protein POB1-like. The record is from RefSeq and is a predicted model, not a curated record. The coding region runs from base 20 to 1426 and encodes 468 amino acids. The transcript has 4 exons. Gene Ontology annotation, cellular component: nucleus. NCBI's taxonomy places the organism in Eukaryota, Viridiplantae, Streptophyta, Magnoliopsida, Fabales, Fabaceae. Gene Ontology annotation, molecular function: protein binding. Gene Ontology annotation, biological process: response to red light.